ACACCGACUUAGUAGUCAAAAACACACACUUCUAAUAUACAUGAUUAUAACACACAGCGGGUUCUUAGAAAGGGGGUGGUAACAUUACCGCAGAGGAAGAUGAGUAAUCGAAAUCCUCCACCCCGUCCCUCGACGGGUCAGCGCAAACCGAGUGGUCAAAGGACGACUCUUCCUCCGCCGCCGCCGAAGCCACCACCCCCAGCACCAGCACCACCUCCAAAGACAGCUCCUGUGCCUCCUCCUCCUCCGAAACAGGCUCCUCCGCCUUCGAAACCAACUCAGCCACAAAGCGAAACUUCGGUAUUGAGCCAGGCAGUCUCAUUGGCUUCCAGGAGCCAGCGCUCGAACAUGAGCCUGAAGAAGAAUCACCUCAUCUGGGUCUACGUGCUCCAUGCGGCUCUCACGACCUUUGCGGUCAUCCAGCUGGUGACCUUAAGGGUCAUGAAACAGAACUUUGGUCUGCUGUUAAGCCCCACGGUGCCCAGCUUCGUGUGGCUGCUCCUGGCCGUGGGAUGUGUCCUAAUCCUGGCCUUCGUCUACUUGGCCAACCAUUGUCCCUGCAACUGUCUGCUGGCCAUUGUGAUCGUGGAGAUGGUGGUGAUCUUCGUCAACUGCGAACAGUGGCCCCGCGUCUCGCUACCCUGGAUGGGUGGUAUCCUGGUCAUCGUCCUGGUCCUGAACAUCCUGCUCUACAUGAUGGGCAUCUAUCUGCCGCUGAAACUGUUGCCCGGCCACGUCUUUAUGAUCAUUGUCACAUUAUGCUGUCUAGUGAUUACCGUUUCGAUAUACAUCAUCGUGUAUCUAAAUGGUAAUCGCUAUAUAUUGCGUUAUGCGUCGAUGGUCAGUCUUCUGUACGCGGCCACCCUCAUCCUCUUCACCGUCACGGUGGUCCACCAGCGGCGGUACGAGUAUGUGGAUAGACAGGAUAAUGUCCUGCAAGCCUCGAUCCUGGCCAUGCUCUUCGUCUAUAUGAUCGAUGUGCUCUCCACGAUUGUGCGAUUCAGCCAGCAUCUGGUUGAGAAAAUUUAAAAUGUAUUUGUGAAAUUUAAAAUCUA
Drosophila suzukii is the source of this 1055-nucleotide messenger RNA. RefSeq lists its product as uncharacterized. NCBI's taxonomy places the organism in Eukaryota, Metazoa, Arthropoda, Insecta, Diptera, Drosophilidae. The record is from RefSeq and is a predicted model, not a curated record.